UUUGUAAUUAGAUUCAUAAGACAGCAAUUUUGCCCGUUAGUUCAUUACUUUUGGGUGCCGAAGAAGUACGAUUCAUCGUUGUUUGGUGUUCACAGGAGGACGAUGAGCUCAGAAAAGGAAGACGCCGCCGCGCCACGGCGGCGAUUAUCCUGCACCAAAUACUUCGACGCCCUUUGGUUUUGCUAUUCUCCAGUCCAUCAGUUGCAGCAGUACUAUCGGCUUGGCGCCCUCGACAAUUGCGGCGGAAAAUUUGCUGCUCUUUAUGAUUGUUUAAGUCUCAAAACCAAAAGAGCUUCUGAAAUUGAGGAGAUUUUGGAAACUCGUGAGAAAGCACUUCCUCAUAUAUGGUCUUUUCGGUCCCCAAACGAAGCGAAAUCCCAUUGGCAGGAACUCUUCGGACAUUUGGAUGAGGAGGAAUAAAAGUUUCUACGCUUGCGAAAUUCUUUUAUCUUCUUUAAGGUAGUUUGUCUGCCAUUGGUGUAAGUUCUCAACUAAUUAUUUGAAAAAUAAAAAUAAAAAUAUUUCCCCAAUUGGUCGGGAUGGCAAAUGGUAUACGAUUUCUUGAACUGUCGACCCCGUAUUUUUCUUUCUUCGAGAAUUACCGUUUUAAUUUGUGAAAAAUACAUGACUUGUUAUUGCGACAGAUUAUGCAUUUUUUGUUACUAUAAACUUCAAGUAUUAAUUUAAUUUAUAUGUAUAAAUAAACAUGUAUGGAGACCAUUUAUUUAGUUUA
Erythranthe guttata (spotted monkey flower) is the source of this 733-nucleotide messenger RNA. RefSeq lists its product as uncharacterized. NCBI's taxonomy places the organism in Eukaryota, Viridiplantae, Streptophyta, Magnoliopsida, Lamiales, Phrymaceae. The record is from RefSeq and is a predicted model, not a curated record.